AUCGCAGAUUGCGUGAGGCGCAUUCACGCGCUGAAUCUCCCUGGAAGCGCCUCUGGUCCGGGGGUCAGAACUUGUUGCCGGACAAAGGGAUGGGGUGCAACUCUGUACUCCCAGCGACCAUCCCUUUGCUCGCCUCUAGUCGACCUUGUAGGAGUGAGCGAGCGACCUUUCAUCGGUACAUCAGUAGCGCAGUGCGCUCUGAUAGAUGUUCCGUAGUGUACUAGCUAGAAGCUAAGCGGUACUAUGGCAAGAAAUUACGGGGAUCUAAGAAGAAUAUCGCUGGCCUUAAUACUUCUCCUGCGAAUUGCCCUAGCCGCAAAUCUCCCUCCCAACGGGUGCCACGUCCAAGCCGUGUGCUCUCGCCUCCACACCUUCCGCGAUGUGAAUAUAACGGAGGGCAACUUCAGAAACCAUACGCUGAUUGGACGGCUCAAAGGCCGGUUCAACAGUCAGGGCGGCAGAUUCAAGCCGCACGAGGCGGGGUCAGGCCCGCUCAACCUCGAAGUCUUUCAGGACGUUGGUAACCACGUGGACAUCGUGCGAGGCGCCAGCGGAGGCACGCUGGAGAGCUGCUGCAGAGCGUGUUCGGGCUCCAACGCCUGCCACGCGUACCACUUCUUCCACAGCAGACGGCUAGCCGAUAAUGCUAACGUCCGCGGCUUCAUUGACGGCGUGCAGUGCUACCUGCUGGCGAGGAACGCGGGGUCCGGAUGGACUGCGGGGAGGCGGCAUCCUUAUAGCGGGGAUGGACGGGAGCAGGGUGCCAUGGCGGCAUACUUCCCUCUUAGCUGGGUGGGCGGCUCAUGUGACACGUCCCGCCUGCACAAUAACGACCCGCACAUCACCGGCACGCACGGAACGCUCUUCGACUUCCCCGGGCAGCUCGGAAAAUCCUUCUGCCUGCUUUCCGACCGUCGGAUCCACGUCAACGUGCUUCUGCAGAGCCACCAAGCACCGGAAUCCGCAGCAGCAGCGGCGCUGGCGGCAGCAGGCAUGCCGAGGAGAGUAGCGCGUGCAAGCCUGAAUGCAUGGGUGAAGGAGGUGGGCGUGGUGUGGGUGUCAUCUGCCGGCAAGCAGCACUCGCUGCGCAUGGUUGCUCGCAAGGGCAACCAGCAGGAGAGGGGGACCAAUGGCUUCCUGGCUCUGCUGCAGGUGGACGGUGCUGACGUGGCGGUGCCGCCCUCGCUGGGCGGCAUGCCAGUGGUGGCGGCAGAUGGGAGUGUGGUGAUAAGGAAGGUGGAGGAGGAUGAGGAUGGGCCGUUUGAUGUGGAUACGUAUGAGAUUGCGUUGGAAGGGCUCGGGAAGGUCUAUGUGACUAUGAGGGUGGCUCACCCUGUGCUGCAGACACCAGAAGAAGCAGAGGCGCAUUUCGCUAUUCGGCUUGCUGAGUUCAAGACCACCUCGGCUUCUAGAGGGGUGCUGGGUCAGGCUCUCAAUAAAGUGAACCUAGACGACCGAGGUACUCUGAGGUACGAUCACCUCUCGGAGCUGCUUCACCACCCUAUAGCAGGAAUAAGCACCAGCAGGCGAUCGUCCCUGCAUGGAGCUGACUACGUGACCCCAUCUAUCCUGAGUACAGGAGUUGGAGUUCAUUGAGUUUGUACGGCCACCACUAACAUCACUAACACCAUUCAGGUUUCAGGACGCAACCUGCAUCCUCCUAGAUUAUGUGUCCCAUGGCUUCCAAUUUGAAUAAAUGGAGCGAGGCAAUCAACGACUGGAAGAGUUUGCUUUUGGGUAAUAGGAAGUUGAGAAUGUUGAGAGCGCAAUCGAAGCCAUAGC
This is a messenger RNA of Closterium sp. NIES-67, 1782 nucleotides long. NCBI's taxonomy places the organism in Eukaryota, Viridiplantae, Streptophyta, Zygnematophyceae, Desmidiales, Closteriaceae. The record is from the annotation of a GenBank genome assembly.